Molecule: messenger RNA, 5769 nt
Organism: Rhincodon typus (whale shark)
Lineage: Eukaryota; Metazoa; Chordata; Chondrichthyes; Orectolobiformes; Rhincodontidae
Gene: appl1
Product: adaptor protein, phosphotyrosine interaction, PH domain and leucine zipper containing 1
Exons: 22
Coding region: 46-2172 (708 amino acids)
Biological process (GO): signaling
Cellular component (GO): cytoplasm; endosome membrane
Molecular function (GO): protein binding
Source: RefSeq, a predicted model, not a curated record
CGGAGUUUGCAGCGAAAGGCGGGGAUUGAUUCUGAGGCCGCAGAGAUGCUGGGGAUCGAAAAACUGCCCAUCGAGGAGACCCUGGAAGAUAGCCCGCAGACACGCUCACUGCUGGGAGUAUUUGAAGAAGAUGCUGCUGCCAUCUCAAAUUAUACCAACCAACUUUACAACGCCAUGAAGAGGAUUUAUGAUGCACAGAAUGAAUUAAGCACAGCAACACGUUUGACCUCCAAGCUGCUCAAGGAAUAUGAGAAACAGCGUUUUCCCCUAGGUGGUGAUGAUGAGGUCAUGACCUCCACACUACAGCAAUUUGCUCAAGUAAUAGAUGAACUCAGCUCCUGCCAUGCUGUCCUUUCAACGCAAUUAGCUGAUGCCAUGAUGUUUCCCAUUACACAGUUUAAGGAGAAGGAUUUAAAAGAAAUGCUAACCCUAAAUGAAGUAUUUGCUAUAGCAAGUAAUGAUCAUGAUAUGGCUAUUAACAAAUAUAGUAGACUAUCCAAGCGGAAGGAAAAUGAUAAGAUGAAGCUAGAGGCAACUGAAGAUCUGUACACAUCUAGAAAGAAGCAGCACCAGACCAUGAUGCACUAUUUUUGUGCACUGAACACAUUACAGUACAAGAAAAAGAUUGCACUGCUAGAACCUCUCCUGGGAUAUAUGCAAGCGCAGAUAAACUUCUUCAGAAUGGGUUCUGAACACAUGGCUCAACAGUUGGAGGAAUUUCUGACAAAUAUUGGUGCCAGUGUGCAGGGUGUCCGUCGGGAAAUGGAAACUGAACUGGAAACCAUGCAUCAGACCAUUCAGGAUCUGGAAGUAGCCAGCGACUCAUUGUAUGUACCUGAUCCGGAUACCAAACUAUUCAACAUCAAUAGAAACCUAACCAGAAAAACUGGCUAUAUGAAUACAAGAAAUAAAACUAGAUUAGUGUCAUCCACCUGGGAAAGGUAUUACUACUUUACCCAGGGUGGAAACCUGAUGCGUCAAGCUCGAGGGGAUGUUGCAGGAGGUCUUGUCAUGGACUUGGACAACUGCACUGUUAUGGCUGUGGAUUGUGAGGACCGAAGAUACUGCUUUCAAAUCACUGCCUUUGAUGGGAAAAAAACAGUUCUUUUACAAGCAGAGAGUAAAAAAGAGUGUGAAGAGUGGAUUGCAACAAUCAAUAAUAUUUCCAAACGUAUCUAUCUCAGCGAAAAUCCAGAAGAAUUGGCUGCUCGUGUAAACCAGUCUGCUCUGGAGGCUGUUACACCUUCCCCUUCGUUUCAACAGAGACAUGAAAUCUCAAGGUCUACAGUCCACGGCAGACCUCAUCCCUCUCGAGCAAACAGUUCCAGCUCCGUUGGAUCAGAAUCUGCUUCUCUUUCUGCAGUGUCAUUAGACUCAAUAGUUGCUCCAGACACACCCAUUCAGUUUGACAUAAUUUCUUCUGUCAGUGAGGACUUGUCUAACCAAGCAAAGAUUUCAGGACCAGGCACCAGAACAAAUCCAUUUGGAGAAUCUGGGGAACCAAAAACAGAGGAACCUGAAGAAUCUAUACUUCAUCAGUUGUUUAUUGUGAGAUUCCUUGGAUCAAUGGAAGUAAAAGCAAAUGAAACCUCAGAUGUUAUUUGUGAUACAAUGCGUCAAAUCCUUGCUGCCCGUGCUAUACACAAUAUUUUUCGGAUGACCGAGUCACAUUUACUAGUAACCAGUGACUGUUUGAAGUUGAUUGAUCCUCAGACUCAAGUCAUUCGCUUAAGGUUUCCUUUGCAAAAUGUGGUUCUUUGCGCAACUCACAAAGAGAACAAACGUCUUUUUGGAUUUGUGCUGCAUACCGGAGGAAGCAGAGCAGAAGGGCGACCGAUCUCAGUCUGCUAUGUGUUUGAAUCAAACAAUGAGGGAGAGAAGAUCUGUGAUUCUGUUGGACUGGGCAAACAGAUUGCUUUUCAUUCAGAAAUGGAUCGGCAAACCACAGACAAACAGAGAGAAUUUGACCGAGAAAAGGAAAAGCAACUCAUGGAACUUAAUAAACAAAAACAAAUUGAAAAGGAUUUGGAGGAACAAAGUCGCCUAAUAGCUGCUUCUAUUCGACCAAACCAGAUAAGUGGUGAGAGUCAAUUUGUGCCAUUGGAAAAUAGUACGCAGACAGAAAGCAGUGACGCAGGAGAUGAUGGAAAGAAAAAGGAAUUGGAUACCUGAAGUGUUGACAAUGAAGAUGAAGAAAAUGUUGCUUAGGUUCCAUUUGUAUUUGGACAACAACGGUGAAGAGCACUAAAUAAAGACCAAGAUUCUGCAGUCAGUGGUAAUAUGACAGCACUUGCCUCUGACCUUGAAGAAUUGUUGCCCUCAAAGAUUUGUGAUAUGGAUUUCCUCCUUUCUUGACAUUAGUUUGAAGCUGGUGCCAAGUCAUGAGGAUCUCCAAGCACCAACAACAAUGAUGUCAUCAAGUAGGGUAAGCUCAUCAUAUUCAAUUAUUCUCACAGAAAGCAAACCAGGAAGUAAAAUAUACUAAUUGCUCUUUGUUUUAAAUAUGUUUUACAAAGAGUGAAAAAAAUGAUUGGGAUGUAUGCAUUAGAAGCUAAAGUAUCACAAACAUGUUUUUAAAAAUGUAUCACAAACUUAGAUUUUUAAAUCAAAAUCAGCCAUUGUUAUGACUUAUUAUGUGUUUAAGAAUCUAGUUACACCUCAUCAAGGUAUAACAUUUUAUUAAACAGUGGUAUUUCAGAAUAAAAGAGAAGUUCUUUUCAGUGCAAUGAUUUCUAAUUGAUUGCAGCCUGCCAAGACUUUGACAAUGCACCCAAUGGAGGAGGGUAGAAUUGGACAGUAACUUCUGGAUUUUUCCUGCUUAAUUGAGCAUGUUUGAAUGCUGUCAAUUUCAGAGGAGUAUUGAUGGCAAAUACUGACUGCUUUGCCAUCAUUUCUGACACAAAGUCCUGGCCACAAUCACAGUGAAAUAAUGAUAUAAAUCCUUGGGGACCACUAAGAGAAUUAAUCUAAAAAUUAAUUUGUAAAAUAAUGUUCUAGGCAGCUCGACCUAAGUGUGAUGAAAUUUUCAAAACCUUCCAAUCUUCAGUUGCCUACCAUAACCCAAGAUAAUGUGUAAUAAGGAGCCAAAAUAGAAAUAAGCACUGUAACAUCUGGUUCUGAACUGCUUACUAAUUAUUCUGCAUAUCUUUGCAUUUUUAUUUGAAAGUAAGGUCUAUGGAUUCUAUAUUUUAUACAUUUUAUCCUUAUACUGUGUAUAUGUAUAAAUGUGUGUAGCAAGAGUUAACAUAUCUUAAGCUUGUUCAUGAUUUUUAAUUGGUUAAAAAAUAUCUCCUUUAUCUUUCAUAAAAUCAUAACUUACCAAUUUACAGUUACUGCUUUUGAUAAGCAAAUUGAAUGGAAGAUUCUUUUUGCCUUUACCGGUACUUGCUUAAGAGUUGAAUAAUACAUUGUGCUCUACUUAAGAAGUGAAUCAUAUUUUAAAAUAUAUACAGUUGUUUUUUAUGCUCAUGAAUGUUAAUGAAACCCCUCAUAUCCGAUUUACAAUACAAUGCAAUACUUUAUUCGGAACACAGUUAUGAGCUUCACACUCUGUUGCACCACUUGAGAUUGAACAGGCUAAUGGGUAACCGUGUAAACUGUAGAUUUAUUGAAAUGGAUUUAGGUAAGGUUAUAACUAAUACAAGAAUCAAUUUUAAAAAAAGAAUUUCAGUUUUGUGAAGUCAAAGUUGAAUGCAAUUUGUUCUGAGGCCUUUUAAAUGACUUUUGCUCAAACUGAACUAAGACACCUGUAAGGUACUACUAAAUUGAUUUAACUAUUGCACAGUUUGACAAUUAUUUUGUUUAGUUUAGUGAGGGCAAUUUUUAGGUAGAUAGGCAAUACCAUAGUUUUAUAUGUACUUUUAGAAAAAAUUACGGGGGUGGGUUGUUUUAGGAACACUGACAAGUAGUGUAUUUCUUUGGCUAUUGCACAUUAUUCUUAUUACCUUUAUGGAUAUAUUUCACAACUGAAAUAAUUAUCAGUAUGAGAAUUUUUAAGUAAGUUGGUUAAGCUGUACGGUAAAACUCCUUCUGUAUUCACAAAAUGUUGCACAAUUCUAUAAAGUGUCCAUCACUGCUUCAGGUAAACACUUUGUACAGACUUUUAAAGCACAUAUUACACAUUAAUAUGACCUUUUUAGUUGACUCUUGCAUUUUUUAAUAUAACUAUUCAUGAAGUAAUAUGGUUAUAUUUCAGGUUGUUUGCAACAUUUUCAUGCUACCAAAUGCAUAUCCCUUACUGUCAGAAUGUUUUAUUUCGUCAUUUCCAAAUGAAUUAUAUAUAAAUGUAAAAUAACUCUUCUCAUUGAAUGACAUACUGGGGUUGUGAUUGUGAUUUUCCUAUUCUUCAUUUACUUAAAUGUGGAGAGUUAGCUUAAGGUUAUACUUAUUUUAUCAAUUUGCGCCAAAGAAGCAGAAUUACUUCAUUUACAAUAUAUAGAUAUAGGCCAGCUAUUCAUCUUGAAGGGGACAACUCGCACUGUAAGCACAAACUACUUGCACUUUGAGCAUUAGAGCACAUAGAAAGUAAAAUGACCUAGAAACUGUAACAUUACCCAGUAAAAUAAUCUGUAAAACCUACAAAUUGUCAAAAUGACCUAUUUUCAAAUUGAUUUGCUUUGGCUUGGCAAAUUAAAGUCACGUAAUUAGGAGGCUAUGUCCACAAGGGCUGCAAAUUCUGAACUUAAAUAUUUGGCUAAACACUGAAAGAAAUCAAAUGCAUUAAAACCAGGCCUAUGGAUUAUUCUAAACUUCUGAUUCUAGUACAUGUGAUAAUAAAGCUAAUUCAAUUCAAUAGUUUAUAUUAGCAAAUGGCCCAGGAAGAAGUAUCACAAGUUCAAGACUUCCAAUAAUGUGUAUUUAUUUAUGCAAUAGUGUUUUCUAAAGGUCCAUAUUUUGUACUACUAAUUCUUCACAUGGCAAAAUUUGAUAGUAUACCUGAGUGGAGUUUUGUGUGACUUCUUCUUUUAAGAGUAGCUGCCAUUUAUUGUUGGGGAUUUGGAAAAUGACUUUGCAAACCAAGGUCUUUCUUCCAGUAGCAUAUUAAUUUUAUCCAAUAAGUGGCUGAAUCAAACAGACUAUAAAGGCUCAGCUGCUAAUUGAUGUUUGCUGAAUUAGCUGAUUUCACAGAGCCAACAGCAAAAUUAUUUGCAAGCAAACUCAUAUUUUAGGUAGAAAAGAGGAAGUUAGUAUAUCUGCUUUGAUUUCUGAUCAGCAAGGCCUGCUGGAAAGUAUGUUUGGAUAGCUGGUGAUGGCAGGAUUUGUGAGAUUAGUUUGUUCACACUGAAAUAUGAUUAUUGGUAAUUUACUAAUGUUGAGCCCAAAUGACACAGGAGAGCCUGUGAGAUCUUAAAUCCUGUUUGUUGUUUUAUUUCCAUUUUUUAUUUGCAGCCCAAAGUCCUGUGUUUAAUCUAUUUGGUUUCACACACAAAACCCAGAACCCCAGUUACCCUUUAUGACCUAUUCUACUAGUGCAUCCAGCAUUUAAAAUAUCGACGUAGCCGUGGCGCUAAAUGUCUUUCCCUACUCUGCUGUCAGUUUUUUUUAAUUAGAAUAUACUUUCACUACCAUUAUUCCCAAAAUGUACAAUAUCCAAUUUCUCAGCAUCAAGUUAUACCUGCCACCCGUUUGCGUUCUUCACUAACUUGUGUGUGUCACCAUGCAGUCUGUCACAUGCAUCCUUACAGUGUCAGCAGAUAUUUGAUAUCAUUACAUUUGUGCCUAUGCCAAAAUGAUUUAUGGAAUUAGCAAAUAAAAGGAUGUCAAACAAUA